GGACAGUCAGGAAAGCAUCCGAGAGAGACUGCAGAAAGAAAGCGAAGACUUUCUUCACACACCUUUGUUUUGCAUCUCUGCACUUGCUCUUCCGCAAGAAAAACAACCGCAAUGGACGUCGCUACCGCCGCAGACAAGAAGGGACCCCCCAGGUUCAAGCAGAGGGCUGCCCGCGUCUUCAAGAGCAAGGCCCCCAAGCCUGGCCAGAAGGGGUUUGGCGAUGACAUUCCCGGGAUGGAGGGCCUCGGCACUGACUUCACCGUGGUCUGCCCAUGGGAGGCGUUUGGUGACAUGGAGCUCAGUGACCUGGCUAAAUACGGAAUUGUGUAGCUCCUCACCCCAUCGUCCUCGACUCUUCAUGACCUACCUCUCCUCCGGACAAGACUCCCACCGGUCAGCAAGUGUGCAUUUGCUCUCUCAGUGGUCAGCCGCGAACCAUCGGUUUUAAAAACGUGGAUGACAACAAUGGUUUUACACGUUUGGCUCAUAAUUGUAACGGACAUAUCGACCUACAACAUGCACCUUGAAUUUCCUUAAAGGCAUGACCUUUGUUUGAGCGAC
Molecule: messenger RNA, 561 nt
Organism: Clupea harengus (Atlantic herring)
Lineage: Eukaryota; Metazoa; Chordata; Actinopteri; Clupeiformes; Clupeidae
Gene: pde6ha
Product: phosphodiesterase 6H, cGMP-specific, cone, gamma, paralog a
Biological process (GO): positive regulation of G protein-coupled receptor signaling pathway; positive regulation of epidermal growth factor receptor signaling pathway; visual perception
Cellular component (GO): photoreceptor outer segment membrane
Molecular function (GO): cGMP binding; 3',5'-cyclic-nucleotide phosphodiesterase activity
Source: RefSeq, a predicted model, not a curated record